This is a messenger RNA of Microtus oregoni (creeping vole), 1621 nucleotides long. It is a transcript of the gene Tusc2, whose product is annotated as tumor suppressor 2, mitochondrial calcium regulator. Gene Ontology annotation, biological process: regulation of mitochondrial membrane potential; inflammatory response. Gene Ontology annotation, cellular component: mitochondrion. The transcript is spliced from 3 exons. Lineage: Eukaryota; Metazoa; Chordata; Mammalia; Rodentia; Cricetidae. Bases 137 to 469 code for a protein of 110 amino acids. The record is from RefSeq and is a predicted model, not a curated record.
UUUCCGUGGAGACAGCAGAGCCUGCGGAAGGCGGCGGCGGCACCUGCGAGUGGAGGCUGGGGCAGGGCAUGGUCGCGCUCGCCGUACUGUGAGAGCGGAGCGGCCGCUGGGUCCGCCAUGCGCCGACGGCGCUGACAUGGGCGCCAGCGGCUCCAAAGCCCGGGGCCUCUGGCCCUUUGCCUCCGCUACGGGGGGCGGCGGCCCUGAGGCGGCAGGCGCUGAGCAAUCUUUGGUGCGGUCUCGAGCCCGAGCGGUGCCCCCCUUCGUAUUCACGCGCCGUGGCUCCAUGUUCUAUGAUGAAGACGGGGAUCUGGCUCACGAGUUCUAUGAGGAGACAAUCGUCACCAAGAAUGGGCAGAAGCGAGCCAAGCUGAGGCGGGUACAUAAGAAUCUGAUUCCUCAGGGCAUCGUGAAGCUGGAUCCCCCCCGAAUCCACGUGGAUUUCCCCGUGAUCCUCUAUGAAGUGUGAGCCUGUGGCAUGGCAGACACAAGCACCCACUGCCCCAGGAGUCCAGGCUGGUGCCACAACCCUGAAUAAACUCAACUCCAUUGGCCCAGAACCUUCAGUUGUUAAGGGGCAGUCCCUCAGUGUUAACUGGUAUUGGUUUAUGUCUGAACAGUAAGUGGUUGGUGGCUGGUGGGGGCCAAUGGCAGAAUUACCAGCCCAUCUUCCCCAGCCGCUUCUUCAAGAAGCAUGGCAGGACACAUGCUGGUCAGGAAUGCCUGGUUCCUAGUUCCUUGCCUGACCUGCUUUCUUCCAAGCUUGCCUAGGGCCCAGCACUUUAUAAGCAGAGUCUGCCUUCUUCCGGCCCCUGGGCUGUGGGGGCUGGACCCGUGUCCGGCCCCUGGGCUGUGGGGGCUGGACCCGCGUGGGAGCGACCUUCCCCUCACUUCCCUUCCCUUAGUCAGAGCAUUCAGCCGUUUGCUACCUCGAUUCCUCCUGUGUCGGACAGAGACUGGGGAUAGUGCUAGCCUCGUUCUUCCUGCCUCCCUGCCACUCGUUCCCGCUCUAAGAUGGACUGUUUGCUGGCCGUUAAGUAAGAAUGGGGACUAGUGUGGGAGGCUCCUUUCACCCAGGGCUGGACUGAUCUCUCUUGAUUCCUCCCAGGUGCCCUCCCCCAAGUUGAAAGGGUGCAGGCCGGGGUCAGGACAGGCUACGGAUGCCUGUGCCUGUGGGGACUUGCCCCGAACCACGUAUUCUGUCUAAUCUCCCUUGUCUUUGCGCCAGCAGUCCCACCCAUCCCCAACUGUCGGGGAGGGGCUGUUCACCACCCAGUGGUAAGAAGCAGCCAGUAGCUAUGAGGAGCCCAUCACCCCUUCUCCUAUAGUAUCUUCACUACUUCAGGGUCAGUUAAGGGAAAAUACUGGAGCUCCUUGGUAAGGAUCAAAAGAAGGGAAAAACACAUAAAAGAAGUAAUUCAAAUGUGAAGGUUUGUAAAUAGACUAUGAUGAUGUUGGGGCAGAGUUUGAUUAUUAUAUAGAGAUGGCUUUUAAAAAAAAAUCAUUGUAGAAGCUCUGGGCGUCUAUAGUAUGGGAAAUGGCUUGGGGAGGGUGGUCCCCAGCAUAGGAAGACUGUUGUGUUAUUUGUUCAAUUUCAAUAAAAUUAUUUGUAGACCCUGCA